AAAAAAACUUUGAUAGACCCCUCUCACUGUAAACCAACCUCUUCCAAAUAUCUCUUUUUUUUUAUUGUCUGCUUUCUAUUAAAGCGUAAUGAGGUUCUCACAGACAUUGCAGUUAAACGCAGUGCCAGAUUGGAUUGACAAUUACGUUAACUAUGAAUCUUUAAAAAAACUUAUCUUUCAGUUAGAAAAAGAACGUGUCGACUAUCUUAACGCUCAACAUUUUGGUGAUCCUGAAAAGGCUGUUGAUCUUCAAACUGAGGGUGAAGCAAAGUUUUUAUCAGCUCUCGACGCUCAACUUGAUAAAGUCGUUGAAUUUUAUACAGAAAAAGAAAGUGAACUCUACAGCACACUUGAUGAAUUAGAGACUGAAGUCCAAGGCAGUGGCUAUUACAACGGCAACAUUGAUUAUUCUGACGGCAAAAAUCAUUUAUCACCUCUUGAAAACCUGGACUCCACAUUUGAGCAUCCUAACUCAAUUGCACCCAUCGACAAGAAUGAUUAUCCCAAAUUUGACUCGCAUAGACGUCGAGGCUCUAGAGCCUCCCGUAUUUCUCGUAUCGGCUCCCGACAGUCCUUUGAAUCGCGUUUAUCUAUUGAUCAAGAUGAGGAAGGCUUAUUAGUUGAACGUUUGUCUGAUUUAAGAUCUCAACUUAUCUUGCUCUAUAUUUCGUUAUCAGAACUCGAAUCCUAUGUUGAUCUCAACCGUACAGCAUUCGAAAAAAUCUUGAAGAAACACGACAAGGUGCUCGAAGGCAAUCUCAAAAGCCAAUAUAUCAACAAAAUGGUCAUGGAUAGUAGGCCUUUCAGUCCUGAAACACAAAAUGUUCUCAAGAGUCAACUUAAUCGUGUAGAGACUAUCUUUGCGAAUACCUUCUGUAAUGGAAACCGCACUCUCGCUCUUCGUCAAAUGAAGACUCAUCUACGCGAUCAAGUUACCUUUGAACGUAACACCGUUUGGAAGGAUAUGGUCCGUCAUGAACGCAAAACUCAAGAUACCAAGUUAGUUGAACCCAAGGUCGUCAAAUCAUACAAGAUUCCAUUUACCAACUAUCGAGUCGCAGCAAGCUCUCUGCGUCAAAUAUUCUGUAUUGCACUAUCGAUUAUUGUUCUCAUCAUCUUGCUCUGUGUCGAUUGUUUCGGUAGUCGUCAAGAAAAUUAUUGUUUUGCUCUUCUCAUUUUCUCUGCCAUCAUGUGGGCUACCGAAGCUAUUCCUCUUUACGCUACCUCUUGUCUUAUCCCCUUCAUGAUUGUACCUAUGGGUAUCAUGCGUAACCCUGACGGCUCUGUCAUGGCUGCUAAAGCAGCUGCUAAGGCUACCUUCUCUUCUAUGUUCAGUGGUACGAUUAUGAUGCUGCUGGGUGGCUUUGCGCUUGCUGCUGCACUUUCAAAGUACGGUAUUGCGAAAGCUUUCGCUUCACAUGUAUUGAGUCGUGCUGGUACGCGUCCUAUGUGGGUUUUGUUAGCUAUCAUGUUGGUCUCUGGUGUUCUCAGUAUGUUCAUCUCCAAUGUGGCUACCCCUGUGCUUUGUUUCUCGUUGAUUGAUCCUAUUCUUCGUACACUCCCCGAUAAGUCCCGCGUCGGUCCUUGCUUGAUUCUUGGUAUUGCUUUGUCCAGUUGUAUUGGUGGUAUGACAUCUCCUAUCUCCUCUCCUCAAAACAUUGUUACCCUUCAGUAUAUGGAUCCUAAUCCAGGAUGGGGUCUUUGGUUCGCUGUUGCUUUACCUGUGGCUAUUAUAACUGUCUUUGUCUGUUGGGGUCUCUUAUUAGCUGUCUACAAACCUGCUAGAGACACUCCUCAUUUGAACAAGAUCAAACCUACCAAAGGAAAGAUCACUCUCUCCCAAAUUUUCAUCGUUUUGGUCUGUAUUGCCACUAUCAUUCUCUGGUGCGUUGAAAGUAAUCUGGAAUAUGCUCUGGGUGAUACCGGCGUCAUUGCCGCCAUCCCUCUCUUUGUUUUCUUCGGUACUGGUAUUUUGGGUAAGGAAGAUCUCAACAACUUUUUGUGGUCCGUUGUUGUCCUUGCACAGGGCGGUAUGGCUCUUGGUAACGCUGUCACUUCCUCCGGCUUAUUGCAAGAUAUUGCCAUUCGUCUCAAGGACGGUAUUUCCCAUUUGCCGCUUAUUGCCAUUUUGGCCAUCUUUUGUUUCCUUAUUUUGGUUUUCGCCACCUUCGUUUCGCAUACCGUUGCCGCUUUGAUUAUUGUUCCGAUUGUCAAAGAAGUCGGUGAAAACUUGCCCAUUCCCCAUCCCAACUUGUUGGUAAUGGGUGCUGGUUUGGCAUGUUCUGCUGGUAUGGGUCUCCCUGUGUCUGGUUUCCCUAACAUGUCAGCUAUUAUGCUGGAAGAUCCAGCUGGUAAACCUUAUCUUUCUGGUAAAGAUUUCAUCAUUACCGGUAUUCCUACUAGUGUCUUCAAUACUAUCUUGAUCUUUACUCUUGGUUACGGUAUUAUGGCAGCCAUUGGUUAUUAACGACAAAUAUCCCCUGUACUUGAAAUUUUUCUUUUCUCUCUUCACAUUUUUAUAUUACACGCUUUUAUCUAUGUAUAUACAAAACACACUCACCCUAUCAUUCACCUUCGUCAUCUGCGCCAUAUUCCAUCCAUCUUUAGCUUACUUUUUGCAAUUUUAUUCAUGCUUAUAAGCAACCUGUCCCAUACCUAUUGUAAUUUCAUUUGUAUAAUCGUUUUUAUUUGCUUCAAAUAAAUUAAUUUGUUUUUUGUUUUUAUUUUCAUUACUAUCUAAACCUCAU
Molecule: messenger RNA, 2747 nt
Organism: Mycotypha africana
Lineage: Eukaryota; Fungi; Mucoromycota; Mucoromycetes; Mucorales; Mycotyphaceae
Product: SPX domain-containing protein
Exons: 2
Coding region: 89-2467 (792 amino acids)
Biological process (GO): polyphosphate metabolic process; phosphate ion transport; monoatomic anion transmembrane transport
Cellular component (GO): membrane
Molecular function (GO): phosphate transmembrane transporter activity
Source: RefSeq, a predicted model, not a curated record